Molecule: messenger RNA, 6946 nt
Organism: Dendroctonus ponderosae (mountain pine beetle)
Lineage: Eukaryota; Metazoa; Arthropoda; Insecta; Coleoptera; Curculionidae
Product: neuroglian
Exons: 9
Coding region: 316-4083 (1255 amino acids)
Biological process (GO): brain development; cell-cell adhesion
Molecular function (GO): cell-cell adhesion mediator activity
Source: RefSeq, a predicted model, not a curated record
UAACAUGCCAAAUUAAAUUUCCUUGAGUGAUAGGCAGACUCAUUAUUUCGUCAUCAACCCAUAAUAAAUAGAUGUUUUGUCAUAACUAUAAUAUGCAAUAAUCCGGAAAGGUUUCAGGUCAUCAUUUCUUAAAACUUGUUCAAUUCCUCAGUUUAAAGAGUUGUGAGUGACAGAAACGAAGUUAAGCCGCACCUUGUCUCCCUUGUCUGUGCUGCGUGUGUCAUGUCUGUAGUAGUGUAGUGAAUAAUUGUUAUGAAGCUCCUUUAACUGAACUGCCUAUUUAUAUAUUUUGGUGUAUGCUUCAUACCCGCAGUCAUGGAGUCCAAGAUAGGCUGCUACUUUUUCAUACUCAUACUUUGUUAUUAUAGCAAUUGCUGCGUAGCUAGAGAAGUUCCAUCACCACCUUUAAUCGUUAAACAACCACCUACAGAUGAAGUUCUGUUUCAAGUUGAACAAAAUGGAGAAAAUGACAAACCAUUCUAUAUUGAAUGCGAAGCAGAAGGUGAGCCUGCUCCCAAAUACUAUUGGGUUAAAAACGGAAAGAAGUUUGAUUGGCAAGCAUAUGAUGACAGAAUUUCUCAGCAAACUGGACGGGGCACUUUGUCUAUCUCUAAACCGUCCGAAGUAGACAUUGGACAGUACCAAUGUUUUGCUGAAAACCAAUACGGCACGGCUACAUCUAAUUCAGUAUUUAUGCGAAAAGCUGAACUGAACUCAUUUAAAAAUGCUCUUCCGAUCUCCUUAUCUGGCAGAGAAGGAGAACCAUUUAAUUUGACAUGUCAACCUCCAGACGGUUGGCCGAAGCCAGUAGUUCAUUGGAUUAUCAUGUAUACGAAUGGAGGAUUUAAGACAAUUAACUCCUCUCGAAUGACUCUGGAUCCAGAAGGCAACUUAUGGUUUUCUAAUCUUACCUUAUCUGACAAUACUGAUAACUUUAUGUAUGCCUGUGCCGCAACAAGUCCAUUUAAACACGAAUAUAAAUAUGGAAACCGGGUACUGCUUAACGUGGUGAACGCCGGUGUUUCUGCCGCUCAAAAUAAAGUACCUCCAGUUCUACAAUAUGUUACUCGAAAAAAUGAGAUUGCUUACCGAGGAAAACGAGUUGAAUUGUUCUGCAUUUAUGGUGGAACCCCUCUACCACAGACUGUCUGGCAUAAAAAUGGCGAACCUCUUCGAUCCACCGAUAGGGUCACACAGGGUAAUUAUGGAAAAUCGCUUAUUAUCAAGGUCGUCGACUUUGAAGAUCAAGGAACUUAUUCUUGUGAAGUCAGCAAUGGAGUUGGUGAUUCCAAGUCGUACUCUAUCAAUCUUAAAGUGUUAGCGAUUCCCUACUUUAUUGAGGAGCCAAAAGUUAUAACAGCUGCAGAGGACGAAACCGCCGAAUUUCGUUGUCAAGCGGGUGGUGUUCCGGAGCCAGAAAUCAAAUGGAUUUAUAAUGGUUUACCCAUUGAAAAAGCACCGCGAAACAACCGCCGAAGAGUCGAACAUGGCAGACUUAUCAUUGAACGUUUAGUUAAAAAUGACACUGGAAAUUACGGUUGCAAUGCGACUAACUCUUUGGGUUACGCGUACAAGGAUGUAUAUGUAAAUGUUCAGGCUUUGUCACCCGAAAUUACGGAUGCUCCCCGAGAUACUGAUGCUGUAGAUGCUCAAAGUAUAAAUAUGACCUGUAAAGUAAUGGGCGCUCCGAGACCUACAAUUAAAUGGAUGCAUAAUGGAGAAGAAUUAACAGGUGGGAAGUUUAAAAUUCAAGAGAGUGGGGACCUUCUUAUUAAUGGAGUGCAGUUUGACGAUAAAGGCAACUAUACCUGUUAUGCCGAGAAUAAACUAGGUAGAGCUAGUGCUAGUGCUAGAUUAGAUGUGAAAGCACAUACUUACAUUACUGAUGGACCGGAAGAUUAUGAAGUUGAAUCUGGAACUCCUGCUACUUUCAGAUGUAACGCAGUAACUGAUGAAUCUCUAGAACUGGAGAUAAUAUGGCUCAAAAGUGGCCAACCGAUCGACUUCGAAGACGAACCCCGAUUUGUAAAAUCAUCCGACUAUUCGCUUACUAUUACGAAAACAAUUGAGUUGGACUCAGGAACAUAUAGUUGCGUAGCGAGAACUGACUUAGACGAGGCUACUGCACAAGCUCAACUCAUCGUGCAAGAUAUUCCAAAUCCUCCGGGUGAUGUUGCAGUAGAAUGUCACAGAAUGGAUGCUACCAUUCACUGGUCUCCUAAGGGAGAUAACAGAGCUCCCAUUUUGCGUUAUAUAAUUCAGUAUAACACCAGCUUCACUCCUGACUCAUGGGAGGAUGCAUACAAUGAAGUACCUCCGGUUGAUAGAACUUACACGAUUCCCAUGAGCCCCUGGGCAAACUAUACCUUUAGGGUUAUUGCUGUAAAUAAGAUUGGCAGGUCUCUGCCAUCCCCCCAUUCAGAAGUAUGUUCUACUCAACCUGCAGUGCCUCAUAAAAACCCCGACAAUGUAAUUGGAGAAGGUGAUCGGCCGGAUAACUUAGUUAUUUUUUGGACUCCAAUGCCGCAAAUUGAACACGCUGCUCCAGGGUUUAAGUAUAGAGUUUAUUACAAAAGAGACAUACCCGGUAAAGACUACGAACCUCCACAAGAAAUUACUGAUUGGCGAGUCGGUCAACUUGUUAUUCCAAAUCAACCUUCGUUCCACCAAUACCGGAUUAAAGUGCUAGCAGUAAAUGAUGAAGGCGAAGCUGAUGUUGCACCGCAAGAAGUGAUCGGAUAUUCUGGGGAAAGUGAGCCUUUAGAGGCUCCACAAAAUUUCACUGUUUUAAAUGUACAGAGCCCUACAAAUGCUUUGUUGAGUUGGAUCCCUGUGCCACUAGAGUCAGUAAGAGGGCACUUUAAGGGUUACAAAAUUCGCACUUGGAGUGAUCAGAGUCUAAUUCACAGUGAAAUCCAAGUCCAAGGCGGUAACGCAAAAGCUUUGGUUAACACGUUCGUACCAGAUACCAAAAACUAUGCUCAAGUUUAUGUGUAUAAUGGAAAAUAUAAUGGACCUGCUAGUGAAACACUCAGUUUUCAUACACCAGAGGGUGUUCCAGGAGAAAUGGACGUGUUGGAAGCCAUUCCUUUGGGAUCUUCAGCUUUUAUUCUUAAGUGGGAAAAACCGGACAGACCCAAUGGAAAUCUAACUGGCUACAAUAUAUAUUUUGCCGAAGUGGAUCAGAAUUUAAAAGUGGGCAGGCCAAUUCCUAGAACACCUCAGAUUAAUGAUCCCAACAGACUACGCGCUAAAUUAGCAGGGCUGAAGCCGGGCACUAAAUAUCGCAUUUAUAUAAGUGCCACAACAAAAGCUGGCGAAUCGAAACGUUACUUUAUCGAAAGGAAUACAAAACCGUUAGGUUAUCACAAACCUGGCAUGCCAAGAUUUGAAUGGGAGCCAGUUAGAGACACCAAAGCAGCUUCUGUAAGAGUGCACUGGAUACCUAGCGAAGAUGGAAAACCAGGUUCGCACUUCUAUGUUAAAUACAAGAAGAGAGGCGAGACCACAUUUUUGAAAACUCCUGCUGAAAAAAAUGAAGAUUAUCAAGAAGUCGCUGGUUUAGAAAUUGGAGCAACCUACGAUUUUAUUGUAACUUCGGUGGAGGGAGACUUCGAAACUGAUAGCGAAGUUCAAGAAGUAUACACCAAUGAUGGUAUUAUUAUCACGGCCAAAGAAGCGGUGGCUACUGCUGGAUGGUUUAUUGGAAUGAUGCUGGCUAUCGUUUUCCUGCUUCUGGUCCUGAUCAUUGUAUGCAUUGUUAAAAGAAAUCGAGGAGGCAAGUAUGCCGUACAUGAACGUGAGCAAGCGAAUGGACGACACGAUUAUCCAGAUGAAGGAGGAUUCCAUGAAUAUUCUCAACCGUUGGACAAUAAGUCCCACGGAAGAGCUUCCAUGAGCAGUGAACCAAAAGUUGGUCCUGAAAGUGAUACAGACUCGAUGGCCGAAUACGGAGAUGGAGAUACAGGUCGGUUCACUGAAGACGGUUCAUUCAUUGGCCAGUACGUUCCUAGUAAUAUGAAGCAAAUUGGCGCAGCUGGAGCGACCGGUGCUAAUAACAACGCGAUGGCAACGUACGUCUAGAAAAAUUAUGAAAUUGCUUUAAUUAUGGAAACUGUCACCCUUUUCUUAGCCCACGUUCACGUAGUGUGUAGUAGUUAGUUACUUGGUUACACCACAAAUUGGCACGCUAUCUCGACUUUUGUUUGGCUUUUUUGUGAUUGAUUCAUUGCGAUAAUUCGUCCAUUUGAUUUUACUAGUUUCUAAUGCUUACGAAUCAAAAUGUGAAUUUAAUAUAUUAUAUAGUAAUAUAUUUUGUUGUUCGUUGCAGUUUAAAAAUAUUGACUAUGUACCAUUUUUAAAUUGUAAUGGUUUUGUUAAUCAAAGUAGUAAUUUCAUGUAAUUUUAUUGUAUUAUAUUUUAUAUAUACGCUAUUAAGUUUAAAACCUGUUGGCUUAGGAUAAAAGACAUAGUGCUUUUAAGAAUAUUUUCCAAGAUACCUCCUUAAUUGUUUGGCUCGAUAUCAACUCAAACACAAUUGAAAAUUUGAUUUAAAGUUUGACUUUCGUCCAUACAAUGAAAGAUUAACUCCAAAUGUCUGAUCGCUUCAAAUGUUACUUUUGUGUUAAUGAAGGAGGUUCAAAACUCAUUUUUUAUGACAUUCGAAUUAGUUGUCUGUAUUAUAUAGAAUAUAUAUAUUAAUGACACUGCCUAAUGACUUGAAUAAGUUAUGCCAUACUUUCUUCGCAAAUUUCAAGCAUUGUCACCUCCAUGACAUUAUUUAUUUUAGUUUUCAAAAUAGUAGUCCAUGCUCCCACAGUGGAGGUGUAUGCAUACGAUUGAAGGUGAAUAGCGCACUGCUUUCUGCACAAGUAUUGCGCAGGAGGUUGUGCGUUAUUCACCUUCCCUCGUAUUUUAGUUUUAUCAAUUACAUUGACAAGGUUUCAAAUCAAUAUUACAUGCAAACUAGAACAUGAACAGAUUUGAUGUACAUUUUUUUAGCUUAAAAUCUGAUUUUAAUUAUCAGCUAAUUUCAAUAUUUUGGAAACCUUGUCGCCAAAUCUAUUUAUUAAUCUCCGUUUAUUUGUUUGCUUGGUUCCUUGUAUGAGCUUGAAAACAUCACACAAAAUUAUUACUCGAUUUUAGUAGUAUUUGGUGUUUUCGAUAUCAGAUACUGGCUUUCUUUUUAGUGGUUUUGUGAUUACAAUAUUAAAAAAGGUGUUCUAAAAAGUUUACUUGUUAGUCAUAUUAUAACAUAACAUAUGUAGAACAGAAAUAGAAUUCAAUCCAAUAGCUACAAAAUUGCAAAUAUUAAUUACACACGCAUCCGCGACAUCAUUCAUUCCUCACAUUGGAUGUUUUAUGUUCACCGGCACUAUAUCUAAACCAGAAACAUUAUUAAAUUAGCAUUGUUGAAAUGUACUUAGCAUUGUUAAAUGACUAAGUAUAACAUCUUUUUCAUUGGUUUUCGUUAGCUAUCAAUUUAGACAUAAGAUUCUUCUCCUAUCGCAAUGGUUAACUGCUUAAUCUGAAGGAGGAACUAUUUUUGAACAGGAGAAUUUUGCUAAUCCAGUUAUGUCAAUUCUGAAAAACAAUAUUGGUGCUCUUAUGCGGGAAAUAUUAGCUUAGUGCUACCAGCUUUGUAUCUUUUUAUUCAGUCAUUCAUACACAAUAUUUUUGAUUAAUCAAAUUCAUUUUAACGUUGAGUAAAUAAGCUUCACAGAUCUUGUAAUUUCAUAUGGAUGUUGUUUUGUUCGCAGCGUCGGCGUGUAGCUGUAACAAUCAAACAAGUGUUACAAUAUGUAGGAGGUUGUAAACCCAGAAGAUUAUUGUAAUGUUCGUUUUGUUUAUAUUAGACCAAAGGAAUAUUUAUCGCGUAUAAUUUAACAUUUUGUUACGAUUAACUUUUGCAUAUGAAUUGCAUACUAACGAAUGUUGGUACAGUUACUUUUGACUUUUGCUUUCCUAUUCACAACUGAACAUUACACAUUUAUUCCUAGACCAUUUUCGAGCUACACAAACAUGUCUUCUUGUUGGUUAUUAAGUAUCAACUGCGGCUGAUCAAAUCUAGUAUUAUGCAAAAGCUUAUGAAAUGCGAGAAAAAUUCAAGGGCUAAAUUUAUUAUGGUUGAUUUUAUUCCGGCAUGUAAAGGCUUUUCAGCAUUUUAUAAGUUAUGCUCACCUUGUGCGGUUUGAUUGACCGCCUCUGGAUUUGUAAUAGUACUUUAUUUUUCAUACAUACAGGAUCUUUUUCCUAUUAUACAAUAAACUAUAAUUUGAUUAAACUCUGAAUUUUGUAAGAAAAGGUAAUUAAUAUAUAACAGAAAGACUUGCUUACAAACUGGAGUAUUUAGAAACAUUAAACUAAUAUGCAAAUAAAUAUAUUGUGUACAUUUUCUGACUUAUGAGCUUCUUUAUAUGUAUGAUAAGACUAUUAUACGCUUUUUGUAUGUAAAGGAUAUAAAACUUUCUAUUUUGGCAUGACAGCACUUCCUUGGGUAAAAUUCAAUUAUCGGAUCGAUGCACUGUUGGGUAUUAGGUAAGGUUAUUCGAAUAAAUAUAUUUAACCGUUUAGGAUUAAACAAACCUGCUUGAUUACUACGAAUUUUUUAUAAAAAUAUUUUACGUAUUUUUCCUAUCGGAUUAGUUCAUUAAUAAUAUCAAGUAGAAUCGGAAAAUUCAGGUGUUUCAAUCCUGGUUUUUAUUUUUUUACAAGUGUAUUUAGUUUGUCGAGAAACAUAAAUGGCAAGGAAUAUUUCUUCUCAAGAAAUCCGUAGUUCAAUUGUUUGCCACUUGUGUUUUUCUUACUGUAGGUUAAUUAUAUUCUACUUAUAUUUUCUAUUCAUAUUUAGUUUUGUAGUUGCCGUUUUGCAUACUAGAUUUUUUAGGCAUAUAACUUAAUCUAUUUCUGACUAUUAUUUUUGCACUAAUAAAACACUAAAAUUACA